AUGUCCGUCAUUAAGCCAACAACAUCUUCCUCUCCUUCUAUUUUAUUGUCAAAAUCAAACACAGUAGACACCUUGGCCAAGAAAAAGCUGGCCACCCACCCUCACCAUACUAUGAACAGCAGUUAUAGUCAAUCCAUCAUGACAGCAGCACUUCCAGCUACUAGUAGCCGUCAGAAGAAGAGCAGCAGUACUUCUUUGAGAAGGUCUUCUUCCUCUUCUUCCGCCUCUUCCUCGGCUUCUCUGUCGACUUGCUCUACUUCUUCAUCUCUCUUAAAUGCCUCAUCUACGACUGUUUCAACCUCUUUAUCUUCCUCUGUAAUGGAUAACAAAAAGUAUUCUUAUAAAACGUGUCCAAUGUGCUCUGAGCGUUUACUUGUAAGAAUACAUGGUGCCUUUGUACAUAAAUGGAUUAAUCUUCACUUUGCCAACAGGCAUCAUGAAUGGAUGCAUGUCGUAGUCAAUCUUCAUUAA
Molecule: messenger RNA, 471 nt
Organism: Mycotypha africana
Lineage: Eukaryota; Fungi; Mucoromycota; Mucoromycetes; Mucorales; Mycotyphaceae
Exons: 1
Coding region: 1-471 (156 amino acids)
Source: RefSeq, a predicted model, not a curated record